AUGUGGAUGUUGGUCAUAGGUGGCUGGUUCCCUAUAUACGACAAAUGCGAUGUACCAGAAGGUCAAGGACAACACAACAUGGUUCUUGGGUACAACGGUGGGGACUCAAAACUUUGGGACAAGUUCAGCCCUCAGCUAGACGACUACGUUGUUCCUUCGCCUAUCAUCUCCGUGAUUGGGGGAGGACCUACCGGAGGUGCCACGAAGACUUCCCCAGCAACGUGGGGCCACCCUGAUCUUGCUACCUACUAUACACUUAAACCUACCUUUACUGCAAGAUCAGCUACUCGUGCUCUACUUUCGGCAACAGAAUCCCCAUCCCCCAGAAGCUCAAAGAAGACGAAGGUGGGAGCUAUUGCUGGUGGUACAGUCGGAGGGCUUUUGGUACUCAUAGGCAUCCUAUGCCUUAUACUAUUCUGCCUGCAUCGGCGGAAGAAGGCAUUGAAGACGAAGGAGGGUGAAGUUCCACUCGAUCUUCCACCUGCUGAGCUUGCGACUACCGUGCCUCAAGAGAUGGCCGACACAGCUGCUAGCAAGUACGUUUCCAUACAUGACCAGGCAGAUUCUAUCGCCCUUGGUUAUUCCGGACAUGUCCAACAACAAUCAUACUCCGUUAGCCACGACUACAACUCACCGUAUUCGGCUCAAGGUCCUCCUUCGUACGGUCACGAUCCCCCAUACAUAUCUCCUGUUGAGGGUGGGCACGCGAAUCACUCGCCACAUGGCGAGCAAAUCUCCAGCGACGGUAAUGUUGCUCGUAACUCGCCGACAGCUGCUUGGAGUACUCAAUCCAUCGACGAGCUCGCGACAAUCACCACAUUCGCCUUCUGGCAACAGAGGGAGUCCGGUAGGGACGCAAUACAGCAGCGAUGGACGUGCCAACCACAUCAGCACUACAAGUACGCCGGCACGUUUUUAUGCGCAGGCACCACAGCAUGA
Molecule: messenger RNA, 939 nt
Organism: Alternaria postmessia
Lineage: Eukaryota; Fungi; Ascomycota; Dothideomycetes; Pleosporales; Pleosporaceae
Exons: 4
Coding region: 1-939 (312 amino acids)
Source: RefSeq, a predicted model, not a curated record